AUGCCCGUCGUUGCGGUGAUCGUAGACAAGCUGUCCCCUUUUGGUGCUGCUCUUGUUGAGCGUCUUCCGAAUCACGUAGUUGUGAGUUCCUGCGCGUCAAUCUACGCUGAGCGAUGUCAACUCUUUGUCAACUCCUAUUUCUGGUGCAUUUCUCUCAAUGCCUGCUCUUCUGCAUUGAACAGGACACCGACGAUCACCUGCAUCGUCGGCAACUCGCUCGCAGAUUUCCAAGAUGAGCACAAGGCCCUACAGGAAGUGGAGAUAAUCGUUUUUGCUGGUGACGCUGCUACAGUUGCUGAUCUCUGGCCUCAUUUUUCCCGGUUAAGAUGGAUCCACAGCCUCGCCGCGGGUGUUGAGGGAUUGGUUCCGGUGCUCAACUCCCUACCUGGUGGUCCGGACAUCCCUCUGACCAACGCCAAGGGGGCUUUCUCGAGAUCCCUGGCCGAGUACUCCCUGGCGGCGAUGCUGCACUUCAACAAGCAGAUCCCGAGGUUGCAGGGAAAUCGCUCCACAAAAACCUGGGACAAGUUCAUCAUGAAUGAGCUACAUGGACAAACAGUGGGCUUUCUUGGCUUCGGCGAUAUCGCACAAUGCACGGCGCGGCUCUGCAAGGCCUUUGGCAUGCGAAUCCUUGCCUGGCGAAACACGCGAGGAGCGUCCGGUGAGGAGUUGGCCGACGAAGUCUUCUAUUCCAGCGAUGGACCUGGUGCAAAGCAGGAGCAUGACAUCUUCAAAAACUCAGACUUCCUCAUUUGUAGUCUUCCUGGCGGUGCAUCAACCUACCACACCUGUGCAGAAGACCAGUUCAACGCCAUGAAGCCUACCUCCGUCUUCAUCUCGCUGGGUCGAGGUUCCUGCGUUGAUGAGGCAGCGCUGGAGGAAGCGCUCUUGAAGGGCAAGAUUGCCGGCGCAGCGCUGGAUGUUUUUGAGGAGGAGCCUUUGCCACCAGAUUCCCCGUUGUGGAGCUGUGAGAACUUGCUAAUAAGUCCGCACAAUGCAUAUAUGGCAAAUCAGAUGUACGUCGAAGAGAACUGGCAACUGUUUCUGGGUCGGCUAGAUGAGUUCAUGGCAGAAGGCUUUACCGGCUUCCAGGGUGUCGUUGACAUGUCGAAGGGGUACUGCUCCAUGAACGCAGUGUCAGCCGGCUUGCAAGCCCCAGCUCACCAUUUUGCAGCCCUGGGCAUGACGGCCGCGGAGGCCAUGACUGCGACCCCUGCCAUGGUGCAGAAGGCCGUAGAGGAGUUUGAGAAAGUGGUCGGUGCGCCGGAUGGAGAUCCUCUCUGCACGGCUGCCCUGGGCAGAGUAAAGGCCGCAGGUAAGGCAGUCGAAGCAAUGCUUAGUCUGGACUCCUUCGGAACACAUCAGCUUGCGGAGCUUUGCUAUGUUAUGGAUGAUGAGGGUGGCAUUGUGCCGGACACCGAGGGCAUGGCCCGGCCUGAAGUUCACGGAGCUUUUGUUGCAGCAGUUCUGACCAAUCUGGCGUCCGCUUCGCCAGAGGGUGCAGACAGAGCGUGGGGCAUCAUGGGGGAGGUGGUGGAUGCUGCAGCCAGACCCGUGGUCCAGCUGUGGUCGCCUCCACCCGAAAGUAGAGCGGUUAGCACUGCUCGCGCCAUGGGCCUUCGAGACCUCAAGAGGCCGCGAAAGUUGGUGGGCCUUGAGAUCGUUAGCGAGGUCAUCCAUGUGGAGGACAACAGCACAUGCUGCAUCAUGCUCCUGACAGAAGGGAUGUCAGAAGUCACCGAGGCUCAGAUUGCCGAGGCUGUCACGGUGCACAAAGGCAAGCCGAAGGCAGCCUGCCUACGUGUUGCCCAGGGUGCUUCGGCCUCCAAUAGAAAGAAGGAAAUGUCGUCGUCGGAGCAGGCGAGAGCCGUGGGGGCCUUGGCAGCCUUUGUCGAUGUCAAUGACGACAUCCUGACUCAAGCAGCUGACCAGGCGCAAGCCGCUAAACGGUUGAGGACCGCAGACGGGAGACUUCUGCCAUCGGCAAAGCCACCGUCGAGGAUCCGAAUCGCACACAUCCUUCUCAAAUGCCAGCCAGCUAGUGGCAUUGCUCCAUCUGAUCCACAGGCACGAAGAGCCGCUCCCGCAGACCGGACUCAGGCAGAUGCGGAAGCAAAGCUCUUGAGUCUGCUGGAGGUUCUGCAUCAGGCUUACAACAACGGUCCAGAAGCUGGCGCCAACAAGCGCUUGACGGCAAAGUUCGCAGAGCUCGCCAAGGAGAAUUCCGACUGCAAGUCUGCGACGGCUGGAUCGCUGUCCGAUUUAGGAUGGAUCACACAGGGCCAGCAGGGGAAGGAAUUCGAUGCAGCAGCGUUCGAGCUCCCUGUCGGUGGUCUCAGUGACAUCAUCGUCACUCAGCGUGGUGUCCAUGUGCUACACCGCCUCGCAUAA
Messenger RNA from Symbiodinium natans, 2391 nucleotides. The record is from the annotation of a GenBank genome assembly. Lineage: Eukaryota; Dinophyceae; Suessiales; Symbiodiniaceae.